AUUCGGGCUGGGGUCGUUCCGGGUGUCCCGGAGAGGGGAUUUCCGCGGUGCGCGGCUCCGGGAGGGGGGAGCCGGGCAGAUGGGGAGGGGACGGGGAGGAGGAGGAGGAGGAGGAGGAGGAGGAGGGACGGGGAGGAAGGAGGCGCUGCCCUCGGCUCCCCGUAUCCCCCGUCCCUGCUCUCGGGUCCGCUCCGUCCCCUCCCGUCGCUGCGUUCCGUCCCGGCGGGGGCUGCAGGAUUCCCUCGGCCGUCCUCAGCCCGCGGAGAGCUCUUGACAACAGGAAACAAUGUGUAGUGAAUGGAAAAAGGGGGUGGUGCCGCCUGCACAACUUCCCCUGACAUCACUGCCCAAAUAAGGAGCUUGAAACGAACCUUUUCUAUUGCAGCCCGGCAGAAGAUCCCCCCGGAGUCCCAGGGUCUGCAGAGGCAAUGGCAGAGCCGCGGCUGCAGGGCGGGGGGCGAGCGCAGACCAUUUCUACUCCUUACCAAGAGCAUUUUGAAUCCUAAUCCUGGCUUCCGAAGUACUUGCAGCCCGUCCCAGCCUGGUAUCAGCCGCACUUUUAACUGAAUUAAAUCCUGGGCAAACGAGGGAGAGACACCAUCAAAAUUACAGGCUAUCAAGUCCACUAAAUGUGGGAAAUACUUUUCCAAGGCUUUUGAACUCAAAAGUGGAACAGAAGGAAGACACAGGGGGACAUACACCGUUCAGCAUUAUUUUCCUUGCACAGGAAAAAAAGAUCAUUAUGAGAUGAGCGCUAAAGUCUCAAGUUUUCAAAGGUUUGCAUAACAAACAAGAGACACAUUGUGGGUUGCAUCUUGACUUUGAAGGCUUGCCACUGUCAACUGAAAUAAAAUGGCAAGGUUUAAAGCCUUAACCAAGUUCACAAGGAAAAUAUUUGGACUAAAAGUUUUGGAAAGUUUUCUCUCUUUGAAGUAGUUUGUCAUGUGUUACCAAUGUGAACUUUAUUGACCUUGAAACGUUUUUUUUUUUUGAGUCAAAUAGCAACUAGUGACACUUUAGUAAAAUCUUAAAUCAGCAACCAUCUCCUGGCGACUCCGGCUUCGUAGCAAAUGCAGGCAAAACAGGGAAUCUGCAGCAGAGACCUUUAUUAUUCGUAAAUGAAGCCUGCCAAAACCUUCCCGAAAUAGCAUUCAAAGACCCUUUUAAGGUCAUGGAUCCUGAACAAAGCCAGAAGAGCACAAAAAAGGCUGAGGAAAGUCCAAGAAAGAGGCUUCCCAAAGGAGAGGCUUUCCAAGGCAGUAUUUCAUCUGCAGCUACGUAUCAGGGCAGCUCCGCUUCUUCGCAAGGAACCCCUCUCCGAGAUCUCAUAUCGCAGCAGCACUUUUCUGGCUCUUUGCCGAUUCCAAGAGAGGAAUCUCAGGAGAAGACUGGACAUCAGAAGCAACCUAAGCCUUCCUCCUUCGAGCACCCUCCCCACGUCUCGCAGCUUCAGCAGCACGCACUGUCACCAGCAUUCAUGUCUCCUGGGAAACCCGAGCACGUCCUUGAAGGGCCCACAUGGCAGCUAGUUGAUCCCGUAAGACCAGGUCCCUCUGGCUCCUUUCCAUCGCCCGGGCUUCACGCGCAUCACGGCCAGCUCUUACCUUCCCAUUCACCUAUCAUUCCUGGAGAGGACAUGCCGUCCGUUCAAAAGGUCUACAUCCCUCGCCCUUCACAGGUUUCCUUAAAACAAGCUGAGGAAGUGCACAAGAAGGAAAAGAAACCUCAGAAGCCAGGCAAAUACAUUUGCCAGUACUGCAGCAGGCCUUGCGCGAAGCCAAGUGUGCUCCAAAAACAUAUCAGGUCACACACAGGUGAGAGGCCGUACCCUUGCAUUCCAUGUGGCUUUUCUUUUAAGACUAAGAGCAAUUUGUAUAAACAUAGGAAAUCUCAUGCUCAUCGAAUAAAAGCUGGGCUGGCCUCAGGGAUAGGAGCAGAGAUGUAUCCGUCGAGCUUGGAAAUGGAGAGGAUUGGCGGGGAGGACUUUGAGGAGCCAACAGAAGGAGAAAGCACAGAUUCGGAGGAGGAGACGGGAGCGAUGUCGGGCCACCCCGCAGAGCUCUCCCCCAGGCAGAAGCACACCCUGCUGUCCAGCAGCCUGCUGAGCGCCGGGAGCCAAGGCUCCAGCCACGACCGCUGUUCCCUGUCCCAUUCCAGUAUGUCUCAGUCACUCGAGGACAGCAGCCAGUUUGCAGAGCCACCAUCCGACCAAGCUCUGAGCCAUAAAUCGGAAGAUACCCACACGAUAAAGCAGAAGCUCGCACUCCGCUUAAGUGAACGGAAGAAGGUCAUAGAUGAACAGGCUUUCCUGAGCCCUGGGAGCAAAGGAAGUACAGAGUCGGGCUACUUCUCGAGGUCAGAAAGUGCAGAGCAGCAGAUCAGCCCCCCAAAUACUAAUGCAAAGUCUUAUGCAGAAAUUAUUUUUGGGAAAUGUGGUAGAAUUGGGCAAAGGACUGCAAUGUUGUCUACAAACACAACGCAGGGGUUUCCGCACCUCUCUACCGAAGAGAAACCCAGUAUGGUACCGUUAUCUGUGCCUAGAACACAGGUUAUUGAACACAUCACUAAGCUAAUUACAAUUAAUGAAGCUGUUGUAGAUACCAGUGAAAUAGAUAGCGUUAAGCCUAGAAGAAGCUCUUUAUCUAGACGUAGCAGCAUUGAAUCUCCAAAGUCUGCUGCUUAUAGGGAACCAUUUCAGUUUGAUAUCAAGUCUGGUUCCAGUAGCCAGUUGGAUGCAUCAAAAGCGUUGACAUCCCACGGUGAAAAAAUGAAGCCCGAACAAUCAUUGUUGUCACUUCAGCAAUCCCACAGUGCCACAGAGACAGUGCCUCUCCUAAGAAGCCACUCAAUGCCUUCUGCUGCAUGCACUAUAAGCUCCCCACACACCUUUAGAGGUAGCUAUUCAUUCGAUGAUCACAUCAUGGAGCCUGAAGUCUUAAGCCGCAGUCAAGCAUUUUCUUCCCAUCCUCGAAUGCUAAAACGACAACCAGCUAUCGAGCUACCUUUGGGAGUAGAAUAUGUCACAGAGGAGGUUAGCUCUGCGAGCAAAGAAACUGUUUCCAAACCUCCCGAGGAGCCUGAAACCAAGGAAAGCGAUCUUACCAAAAAGUCACGUAAGGGGCCGAAAGUCAAAGGGUUCAUGUACGAAUGUAAUGUGUGUGGUGCUCGGUACAAGAAAAGGGAUAAUUAUGAAGCCCAUAAGAAAUACUACUGUUCAGAACUGCAGCUCUCAAAGCCACGUUCUUCCACUUCCCAUACCUCUUCAGAGACUGAGAAAAACGUCACGGAUCCUGACACGUGGCCCCAGGUGAUGCAUUACAAGCUAGGGAGCACUUUGGAGCUUACCCCGCUCCGAAAACGACGAAAAGAGAAGAGCCUGGGCGAUGAUGAGGACCCUCCAGCUUUUGAGCUGUCGGAUACUCCCUCCUCCAGCGCUGCGCCAGGGGCUCAGUUUGCAAACCCGGCAUCAUCUGACGUCGCUUUAAACCUAACCCGUGAAUCCAUGAAGUCACCAGCAGACCCGGGGAAAUCCGCACCUUCUGAUGUCAGUGCCAGCUUCCAUUCCAGGAAUACCAAACUGGUUUCAAGCACGGAGGGCAAAGAGAGAAGGACAACCUCAAAGGAGAUCUCUGUCAUCCAGCACACGAGCUCCUUUGAGAAGUCUGACUCCAUCGAGCAGGUGAGCGGCUUGGAGGGCGAAGAGAAGCCCACGCCGCAGUACCCGUCUCAGCCAGCUGUGCAGCACAGCCGCCCGCAUCACUCCCUGCAGCCCAAGCUGGUGCGACAGCCCAACAUCCAGGUCCCAGAGAUUCUGGUCACGGAGGAGCCCGACAGACCAGAAACAGAGCCAGAGCCUCCUCCGAAAGAACCAGAAAAAACAGAGGAAUUUCAGUGGCCACAGAGAAGCCAAACGCUUUCUCAGCUCCCUGCAGAGAAACUCCCACCAAAAAAGAAGAGGCUGCGGCUGGCAGAAAUGGCUCAGUCCUCCGGAGAGUCCAGCUUCGAGUCGGUCUCUCUCACCAGAAGCCCAAGCCAGGAGAGCAGCGUAUCCCAUGGCUCCAGCCAUUCUGUGUCGUUCGAUCGGGAAGAUCACAGCAAGACAGAGCCCAGCAGCCAGCCUCCUGAAUCCCACUCCAAGCCUCCAGGUGUUGGCUCCCACAUGCUGAUGGUCCCGAGCCACCACCAUCACCAUUCCAGGGAGAUGCGGAGAUCUGCCUCCGAGCAGACGCCCAACGUGUCCCAUGUUUCCCAGAUGUCGGAGACCCGCAGCAAGUCCUUUGACUAUGGGAGCUUGUCCUCCACGCCUGCCUCCACCCCCGGCCCCUCUUCCUCCUCGGCUCCCCAGGAGAGGAGGAAAUGCUUUCUUGUGAGGCAGGCGUCCCUCACCAGGCAUCCGGAGCACGAUCCAGACCCAGCCCCAGCAGGCCGACCAGAGGCAGAAGACCCAAUUCCUUCCUCGAGCAAAUCUCCCUCGACAAGUUUGCCCCAUCAGCCACCAUCUUCAUCCCCUUUGCCCUCGCACGGUACCUACCCAAGCGAUAAGAGCCAGCCAAAAGACAGCCCCCAGCCUGCGUAUACCCAGCCCUACACAGAAGCCCUGCAGGUCUUCCAUCCUGUCCCCCAGCUAACGCUGCACGAAAAGCAGUUCCUCUCCCCGCAAGUUUCCAUCUUCCCCUACCAGCCCCUCCUGCCCCAGCCGGGGCAGCCUGCGGAGCUCUUUGCUGCACACACCAUGUCCGACCUCCUCUCCGCACAGCUCACCGUGCCCCAGCUUCCCCCUUCCAUCUUCCAGACCCCUCCACUGCCCCUCCAGCAGACGCUGCUGCACCCAGGCCCACUGCACCUUGCUCCACCGCUGAUGCCGCACCCCACUGAGGUGCCCUUCAGACAGCACCCCUCCUUCCUGCCAGUGCACUACCCCAGCUCCUCACCGAUCCCUUCUGCCUUUUUCCUGCCUCUUCAGUCUCAGUUUGCUCUCCAGCUGCCAGAAGCUGGGGGACAUUUACCGCAGCUCAAAUCCAGUUUAUUUCCAGCAGCAGGGGCCUCCAGCCUUUCCCCGUGCACAGAAUACGGCUCAGACACUCGGUUGCACCCCCUGACCCGCACGACAAGUCCUUCCGUGCCCGUGUCCACGGCUCAACUCGUCGUUCCCACGCGGUCGGACCCUAUGGUGUCCCUCGUGGUCCCCGUCCGCAUUCAGACCAACAUGCCAUCCUACGGGAGCGCCAUGUACACCACGCUUUCCCAGAUCCUGGUCACUCAAUCCCAGUGCAGUUCCUCUUCUAUUGUUCUCCCCAAAUUCGAUGAUUGCCAAGCCAAAGGCACCCUGGUUUGCAGUGCUGAUGUGCACAGCCUCGGGUUCGAUCUGGCGCAGAUGAUCACAGAGGAGCAAAGGAUUUUUCAGAGCCCAUAUCUGAGGGUGCCCUUACCUCUACCGGAGCGAAAGGGCUGCAUCCCGCUCACCUCCCCAGCAGACAGCGUCCUUGGGCUGGAGGGAGGCCCGUCCACUGUUGGUGGAAGCAAGAGGAUGCUCUCUCCAGCGGGCAGUUUGGAGCUGACGAUGGAAACGCAACAGCAGAAAAGAGUGAAAGAGGAGGAGGUGUCAGAAGCAGAGGAGAAGUUGGAGGUGGUGAAGCCACCCAGUGCAAUAGAGGAAGGGAAAAAGCAGGAUAAAGCUCAGUUUCUUUCUGAAAGACAAGGCAGGGUUGAGGUUGAAACACCACCUAGUUUGUCCUUAGAGCAGUCGGAGCUAAAGGAAACCCCGAGUACUUUGCAUCAAGACGUGUCCCGGUCCGGUUCUCCAAGCUUCGAGGCGCUGGAGGAGUACCAGCAGCCAGCUGGCAAGCAGCCCCUCAGCAAGGCACCUUUACAAAGUGUGAAGAAAGAAGACUCCAAAGAGCCGGUGGAGCAGCCUCCACCAAGCCCUCCAAGCCCUGCACCUCUCUCUGAGGUCCCUCCAAGUGCAAUGAAGUCUCGAGAAGGUACGGAUAUGAAGAAGGUACUUCAGUUCCCCAGUCUCCACACAACCACUAAUGUCAGUUGGUGCUAUUUAAACUACAUAAAGCCAAAUCACAUCCAGCAAGUCGACCGGCGGUCUUCGGUGUAUGCCAGCUGGUGUAUUAGCUUGUAUAACCCCAACCUUCCGGGUAUAUCCACUAAAGCCGCCCUGUCCCUCCUGAGGUCCAAGCAGAAGGUGAGCAGGGAAACCUACACCAUGGCUACUGCUCCACGGCCAGAGGCAGGCAGGCUUGUCCCGUCCAGCUCCAGGAAGCCCAAAAUGACAGAGGUUCAUUUGCCUUCGCUCCUUUCUAAUGAAGGUCGAAAAGAUAUAACUAGAGCUGAGAAGGAAGAGGAUAAAAGAGGAAAACCAGAAGAAGAGGCUGUUGCAACCAAAAGAGGGGAGCCAGUCAGGAUCAAGAUCUUUGAAGGCGGGUACAAAUCAAACGAAGAGUAUGUGUAUGUGCGAGGCCGUGGAAGAGGGAAGUAUGUAUGUGAGGAGUGUGGAAUUCGCUGCAAGAAACCCAGCAUGCUGAAGAAACACAUUCGCACGCACACAGACGUCAGGCCAUAUGUCUGCAAGUACUGUAACUUUGCUUUUAAAACCAAAGGGAAUCUGACUAAGCAUAUGAAGUCAAAAGCCCACAGCAAAAAAUGUCAGGAGAUGGGCGUGUUGGUAUCUUCACUGGUGGAUCUGGAAGCCGAAGAAGGAACCAGUGAAGACCUAUUCCAGGACUCUGAGGGGCGGGAGGGAUCCGAGCCUAUUGAGGAACACCAGUUUUCAGACCUCGAGGAAUCUGACGAUGAUGAUGACAAUGAAGAUGAUGAAGAUGAGGAGGAAGAGGAGAGCCAAGAUGAGCCACCUUUAAAGCUGCCAGAAGCCAAACACCCCGCCCCACUGAUGCACUCUUCAGGUGGCUCUCCAGCUUCUCAAGAGGAAGGCACAGAAACAGCAUCGUCCUUAGCCCAAGAAACUGCUUCCAGCAGCCAAAAAGUUGGUGAAGGCCAGCAGGGCUCCUCCUGCGGGCUGGAAACCAGGUGGUCAGCAGACAGCAGCGACAUCGCCGUGUGCCACAGCAUCCUGAGUCUCCACAGACCAGCUCUGACUUCUACCGAACAACUGGCUUCUGCUGAAAGAGAGUCUGUCACCAGGCCACCCAUGUCCCUUGCUAUGGACACGUCAGCCUCAAAAGACACCUCCCCAAGGAAAAGGUGGUCUCCGAGCCAGGACUCCAGCAGAGCUGGCGGCGGCAGCAGACCAAUGCUAGCGAGAAAGCACCUGUUAACCAAAAAUGAAACUUCACCCAAACGGUUUUCACCCACUGGGGAGAUGUCUCCUCUGAGGUGCCUGUCCCCAGGGAGGGGGCUGUCCCCGUGCCCACGUGUCUCUCCCAGGAGGGAGGCAUCCCCACUGCGGUGUGCGUCGCCGAGGCUCGAGCUGUCGCCCAGCAGGCAUCUGUCCCCCAGGAGAGAGAUGUCCCCCAGAGCAUACCUUCCUCCAGAGGGAGAGGCCUCAUCUCCCAGCAGAGAGAUGCCAUCGGGCAGGUAUUUAUCACUGAAGAAAACCUUGCCCCCGAGCUGCUCGGAGGCACCCAGGUACCCAUCCCCUGGCAAGGAGGACAUGCCUGGGACGAGCAGAUCAGCAGCAGAUGACAAAAUUCAAAGCUCAUAUCAAGCCCAGCAUGGAAUAUUAUCUUCGAUGCCUCUACCUCACAGGUUCUUUGGCAAAAAUGUACAGCUCUAUGAAUCCAAGUUGAAGAUAGAACCCAGGAGCCCACCACGCUCACCCGGCACCAUGCAGCCCAUCUGCUUCAGACCCUUGCAGGCACCUCACGAACUUCACGCCCACAGCCGAGGAGAGGAGAACGUGUUCAGCCACCUCCCACUGCACUCGCAGCAGCUCGCAAGGACCCCAUACCCUAUGAUUCCCAUCGGGGGCAUCCAGAUGGUCCAGGCCAGGCCAAGCACCCACCCCAGCCUGGUGCCCAGCUCUGUGGUGUCCCUGCCAGGGGGACACUUUGCGCCUGGUGGCAAUGGCUUUGAGGAGCCAUGGGUGCCACGGGAGUCUUCAUCUGCAUCCGUCUCCCCAGUGGCGAAGGUUUCCAAAUACGCGCUGUCCCCAGAGCCUACAAGCAGCGAGUGCUUGGAGGAGAAAAUGAGGACUAGUGAGCUUAAGCAAAAGCCAGACCCGGAGGAAUACAGGGUAAAAGCGUUUGCUGAGCCCAGCCCCAAGGAGCAACCGGGCUGCUCAGCAUCCCCAUCCAGCCCCAGCACCACCCGCCAGCCCUCUCCAAAGCCUUCAACGAGUGGGGAUGACCCCUUGACUAAGCCGGGCGAGAAGCAAUGUGGCAGCUCGAGCAGCCCUUUGGAAUCACCACACUGCACUUUCACCUCCGAGCUCCCCUCCCCGCCGCCGCCCCACAGCCCGCAGCCCUCCGGAGAGCCCCGCGGAGCCCCCAGGAGCCCCCACACAGAGCCCGCAGGCGUAGGUCACGCUCAGACAGAGGCGGACGACAGCACGGGCAGUGCUUAAGCCCCCGCCAUCUGUUCCACCUUUAGGCUUCCUAUGUAAAAUCAACAGACAUUUUCAACACUAUUUCCUUUAGUAUAAUCAUCGCUAUACGAAGCACUCUAGUGAAUGACCAAACCCAUGGAAGUUUCCUGGUUUUCUUUGUCCCUGGUCUGGUAUUAUCUCCACAUGUAUGCAGUUACUUGUGCCUUUUUCUAUACCUUUUGUUGCUUGAAAUGUACAAAGAUGUUUGAGGCUGUGAAUAUUUUUUUAGAGUUUUUUGGAAAGGGGUUUGUUAGACCUUGUCUUUUUUUGCCAUUGAGGUGUGUGUUCUUAUGGGCCUGAGAGAUGCAGAAAGGAAAGGGUUAAGCAUUUUGAGAGGAAGAAGAUGCACUGAAAACAAAAACAAAAAGAAAAGAAAAACUUUUUUUUUAAUAUUGAUUCAAUGAUUAAAAAGAAAACCAAACCCUCACUCCUGUGUACAGAAGUUUAUGAUUCGUAUUUAUUACAUGCUUUAUUUAAUUCUCGCGAAGUGCUUUUUUUUUUUUUUUUUUCUCGCAUCCCUCUGAUUGCCUAUGGUUGUGCUUUAAACACUUGAGACUGCUUUACAUUUGAGAAACGUGUUUACCCUGAAGUUGCAAAUGAAGCUAGCACUUCCUUGAGGAGGGGGAGGCUGUUCGCAGCAAGAGAAAUUGUCGCUCCGAGAGGAAAGCUCAUCGUGAACAUCUCUCCCUCCUGCAGAACAUCAAAGCACUUUUUUUUAAAAAAAAAAAAAAAAAAAAAGAGGACACACACAAAAAAAUUAUUCUUCAAAGAUUUACCUGCAAGAAGGUAGGAAUGUAUCGAAUGUAGUCCUGUGUUGGGCUUCAUCCCUCCAUCCCCAUCGCUGUGCCGGAGCCCUCUCCAUGGUCCUGGAGCCCCCGUACCCCUGGCUCUAAGGGAGGCUCUCACCCUGCAGCCAUUUAUCCUCCCUGGUUUUUAGGUGGUGGACGAGCUGCUCCAUCCCAUCCCGUGGGUUUGCUCCUUGAGCUUUAGGGAUGCUGGAGGAGUCUGUGCUCUGCUUGGUGACUCUGUGCUCUGUUUUCUUUGUAUUUAUUUAUUUAAGCAGAACAUCACCGUGUUGCCCUCGUUGAGCAGAUGAGCCCUGUAGGGGUAUUUUAGAAGGAAAAGUUACAGCGCUGAGUGCUUUGCAGUCAGCUUGUUCUGCAUGCAUGGUGACUUUUCCCUGGGCAGACUUUCCCCUCUGAGUUCCCGUAGCAGAGCAGUGGCCCCGCUGACCUCAGAUACCAAAUACAGAGACUGACGGAGUCGCUCUGUCCAUGCGCUUUGAACCAUGGCCAUUGGGUAUGCGGCUGCCCCAGUGGACAGCAGAGGGUUUGCAGAAGGUUUUCUGGCCUAUGAAAUCUGUACAGACAUUUUUUUUUUUAAUUUUAACAGCAGCAAUUAAAAAAAAAGAGAGAGAGAGAAGAUGAUAUAAAUAUUUAACCAGUGGAUCAGUUCUAUCUUCUUUCAGAGCUGUUCCAGUUUAUCGGGUACGUAAUACACUUUUUAAAAAAAGUUAAAAAAAUUUUAAAAAAAGAAAAGAAAACCAUGAAUGAGAACAUAUUUCCUUGCCAGACUUGAUGAGCUACGAACUGUUCCCGUUUCACGGGCAAAUACUAUAGAUUUUUUUAACAAUCUGUGACUUUUUUUUUAAUCAUUUUUAUUUUUCGCUUUUCUUGUAAAGGGGAGUUAAGUACAAAAGAAGAUAUCAUGGAAAUAGCAUUAAGGCUGUGACACUGACCAAAACAAUGUCCAGAACCCAUUUCUACCUUAAUCAGCACUUUUAUCAAGUUUCCCUUUCUCCCAUCUUCCUGGCCCCAGGCCUCAUCCUGCUCCCAGAUCCAGCCAAGUCCCAUGGCAGAAGCCAAGGCUGCAAGCCCAGUUCAGCCCAGUGCCUCUGCUCCGUGGAACCUUAGGCAUUAGCUUCAGUCCCUCCUGCCCAUUGUAACAGCAUUGAAGUGUGAUGCCUCUGCUGUGAGUAUCCCUGACCGUAACCCUAAUCCUAACCCCAGUCAUGCACUGGGUUCAGAUUUCCUGGCUUUUGCCACCUUUUUCUGCCUUGUCACACUCUUAACAUUAUUCCAAGGUAGCUUUUUGUAUUUAAUUUUUUAAAAAUAUAUAUACAUAUAUAUAUAUAUAGAAACUGUACAUAAAGAAAAACAAUGCAGCAGUUGUGCACUCAGCAUCCUGGUUUCAUUUGGUGCAUUUGACAUGAGCUUUGGGCUAGAUCAAAUUUGCUCAGCUUUCUGUAAUUGUAUUUUAAUCCUUGACCUGUUGGCACUUGGCACGGGUGUGGGUUUUUUCUUCCUUCUGUCAUUCUCAGCAGAAGAAAAAGAAAAACAAAACGGAACCUAACAAAACCCAGAAAGCCCUCAGCCCAUUGUUGUUGUUGUAUUUUUUUGGUUUUGUUGGCGUGGCUUUUUUUAUGAUGAUGACUUUUUUAAAGCUUUUCCAGAAGCUCCAGAUGAGUUCUGCAUCCCAGCUGCAGAGCAUCCCAGCUGCCUUCGGCCAAAAGCCAGGGCAACGAGGCGCAGGAGCUGUGCAGCAGUGAUGCUCCAUGGGUUGUGCCCUGCAGCCACAGAGCGGGUGCGUGUGGGGACAGCCAAAAACUCAGGGGCAAGGUGAACAAUCUCAGCCUGGUCCUGCUGCCCAGCGGGCACGGCGGGGAAGCUCUGGCUGGGGUGUCAUGGUGCUUCAUGCGAUACCUAACGGGCGCAAUAUGGCCUAUUCUAGGCAAAAAGAAUCACACACACACAAAAAAAAAUUAAAAAACUAUUGAUAUUUAAGGGCUACUAAUCCCGCCGACAGCUCAGAGCUCUGCGGGAAGGGCACCAGCAUCUCUGUCUGUGGGCAGGGCAGCAUCCCAGGGCUGCCCCAUCCCAAUGGGGGGACCCUGAGCGCUCUGGGUGCCCCCAGUGCCUCGCACCCAGACGAGGGCAUGUGUGUUGGCACUGCACUGCACCUUCUGGAGCCCCCUAUUCCUGCUAUUUCCUACCAGGAGCACCCACUGUCCCUGCUGGCUAUUUCCUACCACUGGCUUCUCGCUGGGUGAAAGAUUUUUUCGAGACACAGCUUUUCACCUCACUCUGGGUGUCCGCUCUGUCUGCAAAAUGACGAUGAGAAAUUCAGAUUUGCUUUCUGUUGGGUGAGUUGGUAGAGGCAGGGAGCAGCGCUAUUUCUAAGAGAAUGUGUUAAUCGUGCAAAUAGAUAAAUGAAAAACCAAAGCUCAACCCCUUCCAUCAGCAUGUGGAAAGAAGCCCUCCUGCUUUCCAUCUGACAGAGCUCCUUAAUGCUCAGCCAGGUGUCCCCAUGCCCAUGAGUGUGGUGCUCAAUAGCAAACUGUUGGUCUCACAUCCAAAAAAUCAUUUUGCAAAGAGAUCUUGUCCCACGGUCCUAAAUAACAACUUGAGGCCAUUUCAUUGAGUAGCCAGAGUCAACAAAGCACUCCUACGUGGACUUGUGCUGAAGCACUCCACAAAUUCCCAUAAUGUCCUUUGGCAUACAGCUCAGCCUGAGUUCCGCUGCUUCUGUCAAGGUCACAGUGAUUUGCAGGACAUAGGGCCCCCCCAAAUGGCCCUGUCCCUGGAGGCAGCUCUCUGCCACCUCUGAUCACUCACAGGUUGUUGGCUGGGCACCCAGGGACUGCAGCAGGAAACCCUUAAAGUCGUGAUGGAGUGGCCAUGAGUUGAUGGCAUGUGAUUGGGAAACGCCUUUCAACACUUGCCACUAAGGGUGUCCAUGAGGUCACACUGCUGGUGGUGACAAAUGCAUGCCCUGUCCCCAUCUCUGCGCUCACUGAGCUCCAUUGGUUGGGUUUCCCUGAAGCCAGCACUCACUUCCACCUGGUUUUUGUUUCCAACCCACAAAAACAGCACCUGAACAAGCAAUAUACUUGGUGACAUGGAAAUCAUUACAGUUAUUCCAUGCAAAAUCCUAAACAAUUUGAUCUAGCCCUGUUCUGUGUCCUUGCAGUAUCACUGCUUACGUGGGUUCAUCAUGUGCUUCUCCUUUUUUUCUUUCUUUUUCCCCCAUAUUUCCAUCUGUUGCACAGUAUUUACAAAUAAAACCAUAUUGUAAAUUAUUUACAAAAAAAAGAAAAAAAAAAGAAAAAAAUUAAAAAUAAAUCAGUCCUGAUGGCAUAAGACCAAUCUGUUUUCAUUACUGAGAUAUGAUGGCACUUACGAUCACUUUAGUAAAUGUAAUGUAAAAAAUAAUAAUAAUAAUAAUGUGUACGCAAAUUUAAUAUACAUGGUCUCAUGUAAGAUAAAUAUUUGCCUUUUUUUCUAAAAGGUGUAUGUAUUCUGUAAGUGGAAUAGUCUGUAGAAAGUUUCUAUAUGUUCUUAAAAUGGCAAUACAUUCCAAAAAGGUACUGUAAAUAUGUACAGCGAACAAUGUAAUUUGGUAGUUUUGCCUGUAAGUUUAUUUUAACUCCAGUUUCUACACUUGCAUCUUGCAAUGUCUGUAUGGUUAUAUCAGUGCAAAAAAAAAAAAAUGCAGGUAAAA
Numida meleagris (helmeted guineafowl) is the source of this 13051-nucleotide messenger RNA. It is a transcript of the gene HIVEP3, whose product is annotated as human immunodeficiency virus type I enhancer binding protein 3. NCBI's taxonomy places the organism in Eukaryota, Metazoa, Chordata, Aves, Galliformes, Numididae. The record is from RefSeq and is a predicted model, not a curated record. Bases 1172 to 8530 code for a protein of 2452 amino acids. The transcript is spliced from 9 exons. Gene Ontology annotation, cellular component: nucleus. Gene Ontology annotation, biological process: regulation of transcription by RNA polymerase II. Gene Ontology annotation, molecular function: DNA-binding transcription factor activity, RNA polymerase II-specific; zinc ion binding; RNA polymerase II cis-regulatory region sequence-specific DNA binding.